This is a messenger RNA of Pelodiscus sinensis (Chinese soft-shelled turtle), 2253 nucleotides long. Lineage: Eukaryota; Metazoa; Chordata; Testudines; Trionychidae. The record is from RefSeq and is a predicted model, not a curated record.
AUGCCCCAGCUGUACCCAGGAACCUCUGCUCCAUUCCAGGGGCACCGGGCGCGGUUCUUCGCCUACCUGCCGGUGGGGAUCUGCUGUGUGGCUCCCUGCCCCCGCUCCGCCCGCCUGGCCCUGGCCCGGACCGACGGCGCCCUCGAGGUCUACAACUUUGCAGCGAACUACUUCCAGGAAAAGCAUAUCCCCGGCCAUGAGACGAGAUCCACCGAGGCGCUGUGCUGGGCCGCGGGGGAUCGGCUCUUCGGAGCAGGCCUGAGCGGAGACAUCUGCGAGUACGACCUGGAGAAGCUGCGAGUCAAGUAUUCCCUGGACGGCUUUGGGGGCCCUAUCUGGAGCAUGGCGGCUGACCCCAGUGGCACCCAGCUGGCCGUCGGCUGCGAGGACGGGUCGGUGAAGCUUUUCCAAGUCUUGCCUGAUAAAAUCCAGUUUGAGAGGAGCCUGGACCGGCACAAAGGCCGCGUCCUGUCCCUCUCCUGGCAUCCCUCUGGGACCCGCAUUGCCAUCGGCUCCAUCGACCUCCUCCGAGUGUUCGACGUCAAAUCAGGCCAUGCUGUCCAGCGGAUCCUGGUGGACCGGCGCCUGCAGGGGCCCCGCAGCCAGGAGUGCGUGGUGUGGGGCGUGGCGUUCCUGGCCGACGGCUCCAUCGUCAGCUCCGAUUCGGCGGGGAAGGUGCAGUUCUGGGACUCGGACAAAGGGACCCUGCUAGAGACCCACCCGAUCAGCAGCUCGGCCGCCCUGUCCCUCGCGGUGUCCGAGGAGGAAGACAGCAUCGUGGUGGGCACCUCGGAGGGGGCCGUGUCCCAGUUCCAGCUGCUGCCGGUGAAGUGGGGCAGUGCGGAGAGGCGGUGGGUGCGGACGAAGCCGUUCCAGCAUCACACCCACGACGUGCGGGCCGUGGCCCACAGCGCCACCGCGCUCAUCUCCGGAGGCUUGGAUGCCCAGCUGGUGAUCCGCCCGCUGAUGGAGAAGAUGCACGGAAAGGGCUACGACGCUGCCCUCCGGAAAUUCACCUUCCCCCAUCGACGCCUCGUCUCGUGCGCGAAGAAGGCCAGGCUCCUCCUCUUCCAGUUCCCCCAGCACCUGGAGCUCUGGAGACUCGGCAGGGGGGGGCUCCCAAGCAGGGAGUCGGGCAGAGAUGGCGACGUCCUGCCGGUUUCCCGGGCCCCGGAGCACCUGCUGCAGCUGAAGAGCAAGGGCCCAGAGCACAUCUGCUGCAGCUGCAUCUCGCCCUGCGGCAGCUGGAUUGCGUAUUCCACCGCUUCCCGGCUCCAUCUGCACAGAGUCCAGCUCCCACUCUGUUCUCUUGCCCUCACCAAGGUUCCCAAGGUGCCCAAGCAGCUGAAUUCGGCCCACCAGCUCCUGUGCUCUGCCGACUCGGCCAGGCUGUUCGUGGCCUCCGACCAGGGUGCCGUGCACGUCCUCGCGCUCCUGGAGCCGGGGGGCUGCAAGCAGCUGCAGACGCUCCGCCCCAACUCGGGUAAGUGGCUGCCGGCGGGGGCCAGUCCCCCAGGCACUCCAGCCUCCGUCCCCCCAAGCUGUGCUGGGAUGGGGAGGGGCGAGCUCUGGACUGAACUGUUCCAGCCCCACUGCCUUCCCUUGGCUUUGCUGCCACACUGCACCGUGCCCGCGUACAACUGCGCUGUGACCGCCCUGGCCAUUCACCCCGUGACCAACAACCUCUCCCUCCCCCUUCUCUCCUCUCAGCCACACUGCACCGUGCCCGCGUACAACUGCGCUGUGACCGCCCUGGCCAUUCACCCCGUGACCAACAACCUCGUCGUCACCCACUCGGACCAGCAGGUGUUUGAGUUCAGCAUCCCCGACAGAGAGUACACCGCCUGGAGCAGGAAGGUGCAGCAGUAUGGGCUGCACAGGGGCUGGCUGGAGCGCGACACGCCCAUCACCCACAUCACCUUCAACCCCCGGCAGCCCGCCCACAUCCUCCUCCAUGACACGCACAUGUUCUGCAUCCUGGACAAGUCGCUGCCCCUCCCCGAUGAUGCAACCCCGCUGCUGAAUCAGACGGCCUUGAAGCAGCUCUCGGAGAAAGCCAGGCGGGGCCAUGCUCACGCCUUCAAGAUCUGCAAAAAGUACCAGCCCCUGCUGUUUGUGGACCUGCUGGAGGACGGCUGCCUGGUGGUGGUGGAGCGGCCCCUGAUGGACAUCAAGACGCAGCUGCCGCCCCCUGUCCAACAGAAGAAGUUUGGCACCUAAGCGCCACAGACACUCUGCACUAUUGCUGCUGGG